This is a messenger RNA of Chelmon rostratus (copperband butterflyfish), 4480 nucleotides long. RefSeq names its product Ras and Rab interactor-like (gene rinl). The record is from RefSeq and is a predicted model, not a curated record. NCBI's taxonomy places the organism in Eukaryota, Metazoa, Chordata, Actinopteri, Chaetodontiformes, Chaetodontidae. Gene Ontology annotation, cellular component: endocytic vesicle; cytosol. The transcript has 11 exons. The coding region runs from base 297 to 2663 and encodes 788 amino acids. Gene Ontology annotation, molecular function: guanyl-nucleotide exchange factor activity; small GTPase binding. Gene Ontology annotation, biological process: vesicle-mediated transport.
GCAGGUGACAGAAGAAGGCAAACGUGGCGGCCGCGCGACAGCUACCUGCAUUUUUAAAUACUAAAUAUCCUACGUUACAUGAGGAAACUUUUUGAGGAUGUACACGAGCUUCCUUUUUUCGGCUGUGUCGGUAUUUUGAGCUUUCUUAAGCAACAUUUUGUGCUGUGCAGAAAGGAAGAGUUGAAGAGAGAAGAUUACAACAUGCGAAUGUGCCAAUAGCGUAGAAGAGAGAAGCUACAUGAACUCACUGAGCCAGUACAACACAUACAUUUGUGCAUGCACAUAAACGUGUCCACAUGUUUGCAUCCAGGGCGGUUCACAGUUCAGUUAACGGGACCACAGCCAUCCCGUGGAGGAGCAGCAGGAGGAGACUGUCGCUCCUGGAGCAGCUGCGGGGCUGUGAGGAGGCCUGGUGCCCCGGGGCACCCUGGGAUAGAGAGGGGGCCCACGCUGCAAUCUGUGGAACACCUGCUGGGAGUUUCCUGGUUGUUCGCGACUCUGCGACGUCUCAGCCCGGCCUGCUGUGUGUGUCCGCUGGAGGAGACGAUGAAGCAGUUCUUGACUAUGUCAUCAAAAGCACAGACACAGUCUUCCAACUGUCUGAGUCUCGUCUGUCUUUCUCUGACUUGGCUCAGCUCGUGCUCUUCUACUCUCUGACCAGGGACGUGUUGGCGGUUUGUCUUUCCAUUCCCCGCUGGAUCUACAGUGUAACUGAGAAGAACAAAGAUCGCCUCUCACAGCUGGAACCCAAAACCUGGCUCUGCACACCACCUGACCAACAGACUGAUGAAAUGACCCACAGGGAGCCAACCACUGUAAUGUGCUCCAUACAGCUGACUUCCACCAACGGGGCCCUGUGUAUCAUCAACCCCCUCUACCUCCACGAACAUGGAGAUGACUGGCUGACCCACAGGACGACCUCUGCACAGCGCGCCGUGCAGCCAUCAAAUUACAGACGAGAGCGACGCCUCAGCACCACCAGAACGUGGGCAGGGGCAGGGCUCCAGAAUAAACGAGCCAUCUCGUUGGACCAGGAACCCUCUGCUGCACAUGUGGAGAGUUCUGGUCUAAUAAGAGCGAAGUCCGCUGAUUCACCACACUGCCCCCAAACCCCGUCAACGCCAGAUGCCCCAGCAGGAGUGGUUCUCAGGAGGCCCAGCAGAGAUGCUGCCUCCAGCCCGUCUUACAGAGGGAGCACGGGAAGCCUUCCUCCAUCUACUCCCUCUACCCCUGGAAGUGGAAAUAGCACAGUGUUCGAGCUGCAGCAGCAUGGCAGCCCCGUGCCUCAGUCUCCUCACAGGGUGUCCUGGAUCGAAGAUGGGGUCUGGCUGCCCCCGCCAAGGCCUUCCUCUUUUCUCCAGCCGCCGUCGCUGGAGCUCGACUCGCUGUCAAUCAGCAGUAUAGAGGAAGAGCAGGAGUCCCAGACGCCAAGCCCCACCCCUCACCACCCGUCUACGCACCGGCUGGCUGACAAGGUCAUACAUCGGCUCUCAGCGGUGGGUCAGGCGCUCGGCGGGUUGGUGUGUCAGAAGAAGAGACUGACCAAUCGUGUGCAGGAGAUGAGCGAGAGGAAAGGUGGGGCGUUUGCAGAGGCUGUGAAAGGAUUUGUGGAGAUGACGGUGAGGAGUGGGGCUGAUCCUGGCGGGGUCACAGGGUCAGAGUUCUUACAGGAAGUGAGGUCAUCGCUCACAUCACUGCGGGAGACACUGUUGGACUGUCAAGAAAUCCAGACAUUGUUGGACAGCAUUACUGACUUAAAUGACUCAGAGAUCGACUCCUUGGUAGAACUUUCCAUCCACAAGGUGGCUCUGAAGCCCAUCUCUGCACACCUUUACUCCUGCAUCCAUACCUCCCGGACCGAUGACGGCAGCUUCAAGCGUCUCCAGAACAACCUGCGUGUGCUGGAAAAGAAGGGGAUGGAGGAGCUAGGCGGAUCGGCUGGAGUUGGAGUUCCUGACUCCAUCACCCUGGAGCGGAUCCAGCAGAGGUGGACUAGUGUGCAUGCGGCCUAUUCCCCGAACAAGAAGGUCCAGAUCCUGCUCAAAGUCUGCAAGACCAUCUACCACAGCAUGAGUGCUAAUGCUAGCUCAGGUACAGUGUUUGGAGCAGAUGAUUUCCUGCCCUGCCUGACGUGGGUGCUGCUCCGUAGUGACGUGGUCACCUUGCAGCUGGACACAGACUACAUGAUGGAGCUACUGGACCCCACACAGCUACAGGGAGAGGGUGGCUACUACCUUACAACUCUAUACGCCUCUCUUUACUACAUCAGCAGCUUCCAGCCACGACUGGCAGCCCGUCAGCUCAGUGUCGAAGCCCAAAAAUCUCUUAACCAAUGGCAUCGCAGGCGUACCCUGCACUGCAACCAAUCACGCCGCAGCAAGCAUCGACGGACCAUUCGCAGGCAGGGUUGUCGAGAGAAGAUCGUGCAGAGCUCUGAGACAGGAGCCGGAGGUGAAGGGACCAGCGGGAAAGAAUCGGACUCGGUUAAUAUUGAUGAGCAGCAGACAGAAAGCACCACAGAGGCUCUGCAGCAGGAGGAGACAAGUAGAGGACGAGGAGCUGAGGACGAGUCACAGAUGUCCACUCCUGCAUCAGACUGUACUCAACAAGAUGUAAUAAGGAGCAAACAAGAAGCGGGAGAAGAGGACCAUAGAGGAUUGUAACGGAGAGGAGAAGAAUGGACCUGAGAAGCUAAGAAUAGCAACCUGCCAGCCAUGCAUUCUUUGACCAUUUAGACAAUGUCUGACCAUAGACUGUAUAAAACAUAGUCUCUUUGACGUCACCCAUAGGUUCCUGAAGAGCCAUAGUGAAGCUCAGAGACGGUGGCUCCGGCCGUCACUAUCACAGCUAAACUCCUGGCUAAUCCAAAAAUAGGCGAAGAGGUGGAGUGUGCGUAGAGCUGAGGUGGGCCGAAUGAAGCCUGGCUUCUGAAACCAACCAGCUACCUGUCACUCAUAGUGACCGUGACCAUAAUUAUGCAUAACUUUAAGCAUUAAUGUAACUUAGACAAAAAAGUUGAAAAAAAAAAGUAAAAUUUCACCACCAUGCAGAUGUCAUCAAUGGGGAAAUUAGCGAGAGAGACCAAAAGCGUUUUUUGUACCAGGCCGUAAACAUUUUUAUUUCUGCUGUAAAGUUGGGCAUGGAGGUCAAUGGGGAUUGACUGGCUUAUGGAGCCAGCCUCAAGUGGCCAUUCAAGGAACUGCAGUUUUUAGCACUUCACCCCAUUCACCCCCAGAGGUCAGACAACCUAAAAAUGAUCUCAGUGGGUCCAAACCUCCCAUGAGCUGCCACAUAAAUCCAGAGCAUGUCCUGUCAUGCUCAAAUUACUCUUUCAUAGAGGCUGUUACGCUUUUAAAUGUUUUUCAUUUUUUAAAACAAAAUACUGUUCUUUUACCUCUUCGGGGAUCUAAAAACCUUUCAAAUGAAAAAAUUCAGGGAGGCAAAAAUCACUCCUUCACUCCUUCACACAAUCACCAUGUCCAUACUGAGGCUAUAACCUAUGACAAAGGGUCAGAAGUGGAGAGGGCUCCAUUUUACACGGUCAUGUGCCAAAAUGGUUGGGAAGAACAGGCCUAAAUGUGUCCAGACUGCAUGUCAUAGUUGUAUUGCAAAGAAGAGAAGAGCUCACAAUUGACUGCUGUUCAUUUGUUUCACAAGAUCUGUGUUCCCUCUCAGCUGAUACUUGAGUUUUCAUCUACUAUUUCACAUUGAUAAAUUAAUAAUAUAUUGCCAUCCAUCCAUUUUUUCCUAAGAAAUGUGGUAAACAUAAGCAAGCUUACAGCAGAUGUCAUUUGAUGCCCGUCUUCUAUUUUUUUUAUUAAACAGAAUCUCCUGACCAGGCAGCUGAUAAAGUCCAUGUUCGGAGGCUAUUUGUAAGGUGCAACAUAAGUUUCAAUUCUUUUAUAUGCUGGUUGAUUAAAAUUAAUAUCAUUUUUGAUUUGUAAAUAUAUUAAUAUCAAAGCAAUAAUGUGCAAAAAGAGAAAAUGAGUGAGAUAGUGAUAAAACAGUUUGGCUCGUACGGCAUGCUUCCGCUCUCAUCAGCACCAUUUUCACCGGCAGCUGGCAGCUGUGUUUCUGUGUAUCAUUACUGCAGAAGGUCAUUAAACAGCUCUGGCCACAAUUUUGUGGCUAGUGCAGACAAAGCCAACAGGUUCACUUUCAUGUCUCUCAUCAAACCUGAAAAAGCUUCACGGCAGAACAAUUACCAGACAGCAGGUGAACAAACUGAUAUCCAGAUAUUUCCCUCAGGAGUGAAUGCUGGAAUUACAUUCGUCUGAUGGACAGAAACACGUCUCCAAACGAAUAUAAUGUUGUUCUGUGUUUUCCUGUUGUGUAAGUAAGCAGCUGUUAUUUAACAUGUUGAUCAUCACACAUUAAUUGUGAGAUGUGUGUGGCUUUCCUUCUUGAUGUGGACUUCAUCUACCCCCAAAGGAGCCAAAAAAUAUUUUUUUAAAUCAAUAAAUGGAGCUUUGAAUAAUCA